UGGGGGUCCCAGGGGAAGGAGUGCAGCAUGGGCAGCUCCCAGGGUGGCUCCCUACAGCGUGGGCCAUCUGCUCCCUUCCCAAGGCCCUGAGUUUUCAGCCUCUGGGCUCACGAAGGUCAGAAGUGGGAGCUGUGCUGUGGGAAGCUGCCUGGACCGCACUCGGCAAGGAUGGCGCUGCUGAAGGUCAAAUUCGACCAGAUGAAGCGGGUGAAAUUGGCCCAAGGGCUCUGGCUCAUGAACUGGCUCUCGGUGUUGGCUGGCAUCGUCAUCUUCAGCCUAGGGCUGUUCCUUAAGAUCGAACUGAGGAAGAGGAGUGAAGUGAUGAAUAAUUCAGAGAGCCAUUUUGUGCCCAACUCCUUGAUAGGGAUGGGGAUGCUGUCCUGUGUCUUCAACUCUCUGGCAGGCAAGAUCUGCUAUGACGCCCUGGACCCUGCCAAGUACGCCAAGUGGAAGCCCUGGCUGAAGCCGUACUUGGCUGUCUGUGUCCUCUUCAACAUUGCCCUCUUGCUGGUGACCCUCUGCUGCUUCCUCAUGCGGGGCUCCCUGGAGAGCACCCUGGCCCACGGGCUCAAGAACGGCAUGAAGUACUACCGAGACACAGAUACCCCUGGCAGGUGUUUCAUGAAGAAGACCAUCGACAUGCUGCAGAUUGAGUUCAAAUGCUGUGGCAACAAUGGCUUUCGAGACUGGUUUGAGAUUCAGUGGAUCAGCAAUCGCUACCUGGACUUCUCCUCCAAAGAAGUCAAAGAUCGCAUCAAGAGCAAUGUGGAUGGGCGAUACCUGGUGGAUGGCGUUCCCUUCAGCUGCUGCAACCCCAGCUCACCACGGCCCUGCAUUCAGUACCAGCUCACCAACAACUCAGCACAUUACAGCUACGACCACCAGACGGAGGAGCUGAACCUGUGGGUGAAUGGCUGCAGGGCCGCCCUGCUGAACUACUACAGCAGCCUCAUGAACUCCAUGGGUGCUGUCACCCUCCUUGUCUGGCUCUUUGAGGUGACCAUCACGAUUGGCCUGCGCUACCUACACACAGCACUGGAAAGUGUGUCGAACCCGGAAGACCCUGAGUGUGAGAGUGAGGGCUGGCUUCUGGAAAAGAGUGUGUCGGAGACUUGGAAGGCCUUUUUGGAGAGUCUGAAAAAGUUGGGCAAGAGUAACCAGGUGGAAGCUGAGGGUGCGGAUGUGGGUCAGGCCCCAGAGGCUGGCUGAUGGCCCUGGGGCGCCCUCCCCUCCUGAACACGGAGAAGUAGCGGACUCCAAAAAGUGGAUACACCCCCAUCCAAUCUGAAUCUCCCAAGGAGGAUGGCCAUUUUACAGAGACUCUUCUGGAUGGUGGGAUUUAAAAAGUUUAGGAUCCCUAAAAGCAUUUGGCAAACAUUUGUUGAAUGACCUAAAAAUGAACGAACCCCUACUCAGGCCCACUACUUUUGGAUAUGCCCUCACGGUGGACUCAGGGGACCUCUCAGUGGAUCACUCUUCAUAGCACAUGAAUUCAGUUCCACCCUGAAGCUACUAGCCACACAUGAGGGCAGCUCCCCCUUAAAGUGUAUGCCAUUACGAGCUCCAAGUUGCUUCAUUCUGUAUCCAAAGCGUCGCUCGGUGCACAAGCAGAGAAGUCUAAAAAAUGUCCUGGCCCUGUUGUCAUCUUUUUUUUUUUUUUUUUUUAAUGCCAAGAUCGACAGGUCAGCCAUUUUAUUUGUGUAAUUGUGGAAGGAGGGGGCAUUAUACUUUUCUAAGAGUAAUGCACUCUCAAAGCACUGAGGGCUUCACAAGAGGAAGUCUUCAAUCAUGGGGCAAAAUAACCUAAAGACAGGAGAUUACUUUCCUCACCAAAAACACAGUUAAAGGCUACUUUUGUGUCACAGUCCCAUGCCCUCACUUAGCCUGGAGUGAGCCAUGGGCUGAGGAAGUCAGGUUAUUUGCAUGUUCUGGCAACAUCUCACCCCUCAAGUGCCAGCUGACCUCCUUUGGCUUGUCUGCGGAAGCAUUGGGUUAGGUGGCUGCCCUUUACUGGAAGAGGAGCAACAAUCAGAUAAGAGUUCAUCCUUUGGAGACCAGGCCUCACCUCUUGAGGGGCCCAGGAACACCCACACAUGUGGCCAUGACAGCUUCCAUGGACCACACGAAUGGUCUACA
Messenger RNA from Lontra canadensis (Northern American river otter), 2136 nucleotides. It is a transcript of the gene PRPH2, whose product is annotated as peripherin 2. Gene Ontology annotation, cellular component: membrane. Gene Ontology annotation, biological process: visual perception. The record is from RefSeq and is a predicted model, not a curated record. Bases 169 to 1209 code for a protein of 346 amino acids. The transcript is spliced from 3 exons. Lineage: Eukaryota; Metazoa; Chordata; Mammalia; Carnivora; Mustelidae.